CACUAAUCUCCUUCCUUCAUUCUAUCAUCCCUGUAAUCACAAAGGCAGAAAGGCUACUCCUGUGAGCACUUGUGAUCACCCAAUCUCCUUAUGCAUCCUCUUUCAUGUGACCUUCCCUUCUCUCACUCCUUACUCCACACUCUUGCCUGUGAUUUGCUUCAAUACCCCUUCUCCUUUAUAUAUUCAUCUUCUUCUGCCUCUACCUUUCAUCAUCGCCUCUUCUUUUCUCACACAUAUUACAACCCCACCUUAAGAGAAACAGAAAAAAAGUACAAGAAGAAAAAGAGGAGAUCAAAGCAUGAAGGGUUCUGUUUGGAUUGCUUUAUUACUCAUUGCUUUCUUCUUUGUUCCUUCUGUAAUGUCUUUGAGGCACAUUGGCCGGCCACACUCACAUCAUGGGCAUCAUCAUUCUGCGCAGUCAAUGAAAAAAGAUGGAAUAGUAACAGAACCGGAGUUGUACUGGGAAAGAGUGCAAGGUGUAAUGAAGAGAAAGGUAGCAGAGACGCUACAAAUAGCAGGGUCAAGUUUACCAGAUUGUUCGCAUGCUUGCGGCUCAUGUUCACCAUGCAGACUAGUUAUGGUUAGCUUUGUGUGCGCAUCACUUGAAGAAGCUGAGACAUGUCCAAUGGCUUACAAGUGCAUGUGUCAUAACAAGUCUUAUCCUGUUCCAUGAUUACUGGUUAACUUAAUUUUGUAUCAUAAUUACUGGUAGUGGUAGUAUUCCAUCUUUUUGGGCUUUGUGGUUUUUCUUUUAUCUUCUUCAA
Molecule: messenger RNA, 764 nt
Organism: Pistacia vera
Lineage: Eukaryota; Viridiplantae; Streptophyta; Magnoliopsida; Sapindales; Anacardiaceae
Product: protein EPIDERMAL PATTERNING FACTOR 1
Exons: 2
Coding region: 299-673 (124 amino acids)
Biological process (GO): stomatal complex development; guard cell differentiation
Source: RefSeq, a predicted model, not a curated record